GAGAACGGUAAAUAGGAUGGGACCGGCCGUACCUGGGCGAGUUUUCAGCCCGCAUCCCGCAUGCUUUCGCGGGGUCACGAUGGAUAUACAUCCCUGCAUCUCUGCCGACUGUGUAUCUGAGCGAUAAUGCCUGUAUACAUAGCCUGUAUAAAGGGCAGCUUUCGCACCUCCUCGCGGCCCCUCAGUGGCCAUUCCUGGUUUCACCUCAGAACCAACCAGAGAAUUAUUCGUCAUGGCAGUAUUCAAGCGUGCCGUCGCCGUAGCAGCACUGUUAUCAGGUGCCUCCGCCCUGCCUAGACAGUCAGAGUCUUUCGAGAAGAGACAAGAUCUUCCACCUGCGGAUGAACGUGCACAAGGUGUUAUCGACACCUUCAGGACUGCGUGGGAAGGAUACUACCAAUAUGCGUUCCCAAACGACGAGCUCAAACCCGUUACCAACGGCUUCAGCAAUUCAAGAAACCAGUGGGGAGCCUCGGCCGUGGAUGCAUUGAGCACAGCUUUGGUCAUGGGACAGAAGGACAUCGUCAACCAGAUUAUUGAAUAUAUUCCGACCAUCAACUACUACAAGACUCCAACUGAGGUUUCAUUGUUCGAAACCACGAUCCGUUAUUUGGCAGGAAUGAUCUCAGGAUACGACUUCUUGAGCGGACCUCUCUCCGAUCUUGCAGACAACAAGACAAACGUGGAUGCCCUCCUCGAGCAGUCCAAAAAUUUAGCCAACGCACUCUCAUACGCCUUCGACACCCCUUCUGGCGUUCCUUACAAUAACCUUGACUUUAGCACACGCGGGAACGAUGGAUCAAAUAAUGGCCUCGCUACUGUUGGUACACUCGUUCUGGAAUGGGUUCGUCUUGCCGACCUUACUGGAAACACGACCUACGGCAAUCUUGCCAUGAAAGCCGAAUCGUACCUCCUCGACCCCAAACCCGCCACGAGCGAACCCUGGCCAGGACUAGUUGGCUCAAGCAUUGAUCCCAAGACAGGCGAAUUCACAGAUGCAAGCGGUGGCUGGACCGGCGGCACCGACUCCUUCUAUGAGUACCUCAUCAAGAUGUACGUCUACGACCCCUCGCGGUACAGCACGUACCUCGACCGCUGGGUUCUGGCCGUUGAUUCCUCCAUCGAGCAUCUAGCCUCGCACCCCACACCACGACCGGACAUCACCUGGCUCGCAAUCUACAACAAACAGAACAUCACCAAGCUCUCGCAGCACCUCGCUUGCUUCGACGGCGGCAACUUCAUCCUCGGCGGCCAGGUCCUCGGAAAGCAGGAGUACAUUGAUUUUGGCCUCGAGCUCGUCAACGGCUGCCACGAGACGUACAUUCAGACUGCAACGCGCAUCGGCCCGGAGACAUUCGCAUGGGACGAUGCCGGCGUACCGGCUGACCAAGCCGCGUUCUUCAACAAAACCGGGUUCUACAUCCGCGAUGGCGGAUACCAACUCCGGCCCGAGGUCAUCGAGUCGUACUACUACGCCUACCGCGCGACGGGCGACGUCAAGUACCAGGAGUGGGCAUGGGAUGCAUUCACGGCGAUCAACGCGACGACGCGUGUUGGGUCUGGGUACUCGAGCAUCAGCAAUGUGAAUGCGGCUGGUGGAGGGAGCUUCACGGAUUUCCAGGAGAGCUUUUGGUUUGCGGAGGUGCUGAAGUAUAGUUAUCUCAUCCAUGCGCCUGAGGCGGAGUGGCAGGUUGGAAAAGAUGGGAAGAAUGCUUGGGUAUUUAAUACCGAGGCGCAUCCGUUCAAGGUAUUUGGUGGUGGGGGUAAUUCGUGA
Messenger RNA from Paraphaeosphaeria sporulosa, 1774 nucleotides. Its product is annotated as mannosyl-oligosaccharide 1,2-alpha-mannosidase precursor. Gene Ontology annotation, biological process: carbohydrate metabolic process; N-glycan processing. The transcript is spliced from 3 exons. The record is from RefSeq and is a predicted model, not a curated record. Gene Ontology annotation, cellular component: Golgi membrane; endoplasmic reticulum. Bases 233 to 1774 code for a protein of 513 amino acids. Gene Ontology annotation, molecular function: calcium ion binding; mannosyl-oligosaccharide 1,2-alpha-mannosidase activity. Lineage: Eukaryota; Fungi; Ascomycota; Dothideomycetes; Pleosporales; Didymosphaeriaceae.